CAGCAUAAUCACGGAUAAGGCUGUACUAUUUUUAUUGCUAUUAAUAUUUGUUGAUAAAACAAUGGCUUGGCGGUCCGUGGGAGCCAAUAAUGCAGAUCUAAUACGACAACUAAGAGAGUAUGGCGUAAUAGCAACAGAGGCUGUGGCCCAGGCCAUGAUUGCAACAGAUCGAAAAUUCUAUUCACCCCGAAAUCCGUAUAUGGAUGCACCACAAAGUAUUGGCCAUGGUGUUACAAUAUCAGCACCUCAUAUGCAUGCCUUUGCUUUGGAAUAUUUACGAGAUCACAUGAAGCCUGGCUAUCGAGUUCUUGAUGUUGGUUCCGGUUCAGGUUAUCUAACGGCAUGUUUUUGGCGUUAUUUAAAAGCUCAAGAGGGUGAUCAUGAAAAUACACGGGUUGUGGGUAUUGAACAUCAAGCUGAGUUGGUUCGGCAAAGUAUUGCCAAUUUAAAUAUCGAUGAUGAUACGAUGCUCAAGUCGGGAAAACUUAUAAUAGUGGAGGGUGAUGGCCGCAAAGGUGCUCCUGAAUAUGCCCCUUUUAAUGCCAUACAUGUUGGUGCUGCCGCCCCCGAAACACCGAAAGCUUUAUUGGAUCAAUUAGCCAAGGGUGGUCGUCUAAUUGUACCAGUGGGACCGGAAGGUGGAGAACAGUAUAUGAUGCAGUACGACAAAGAUGAAGCCGGCAAAGUCCAUCCGACACGCCUUAUGGGCGUUAUGUAUGUUCCCCUUACCGAUUUAAGGCGCUCCUGACUUCUCCAAGCCCUCAAAGUGGCAAUUGUAUUAUUUUUAUGUGGACUUGUUGCAUACCGUUUCUGGAUAUGGCUAAGAUA
This is a messenger RNA of Musca vetustissima, 828 nucleotides long. RefSeq names its product protein-L-isoaspartate(D-aspartate) O-methyltransferase (gene Pcmt). The coding region runs from base 62 to 748 and encodes 228 amino acids. Gene Ontology annotation, biological process: protein modification process. NCBI's taxonomy places the organism in Eukaryota, Metazoa, Arthropoda, Insecta, Diptera, Muscidae. The record is from RefSeq and is a predicted model, not a curated record. Gene Ontology annotation, molecular function: protein-L-isoaspartate (D-aspartate) O-methyltransferase activity. The transcript is spliced from 5 exons. Gene Ontology annotation, cellular component: cytoplasm.